This is a messenger RNA of Olea europaea var. sylvestris, 1448 nucleotides long. Its product is annotated as tropinone reductase-like 3. The record is from RefSeq and is a predicted model, not a curated record. Gene Ontology annotation, molecular function: oxidoreductase activity. The transcript is spliced from 6 exons. Lineage: Eukaryota; Viridiplantae; Streptophyta; Magnoliopsida; Lamiales; Oleaceae. Bases 248 to 1009 code for a protein of 253 amino acids.
CGAAGUAAUUUUUUUCCCCAAUUUGGUGGAUAUGGGGUGCAUCGUAUGCUUCGAUAUUUACAAUGGUUGACUGGUGUGAAUCUCAAGAAAAUUGCAUCGAAGGGUUCAAAUUUAAGAAUUAUGAUUUCCUACUCAGCAUAAUACUGUCAGCAAGUUCUUCUGCACAAUACCACUGUUCUCCCCGUUGGCAGAUUACAAAUUUCGAAUUUUUGUCUGAAACUAAUUGUAAAGAAAAGAAAGAAAGCAAAUGGAGAAGAUUGGGAAGAGAUUUGAAGGGAAGGUGGCUGUAGUCACGGCUUCGACCCAGGGCAUCGGCUUCGGCAUCGCGGAACGACUCGGCUUGGAAGGUGCCUCCGUUGUUAUCUCCUCCCGCAGACAAAAAAAUGUAGAUGCAGCAGUAGAUAAACUUAAGGCUCGAGGAAUUGAAGCGUUCGGGGUAGUUUGCCAUGUGUCAAAUGCUCAGCAAAGAAAGGAUUUGAUAGAACAAACUCUUCAGAGAUAUGGGAAAAUAGAUGUGGUCGUGUCAAAUGCUGCUGCCAACCCGGCUGUGGAUUCCAUUUUGGAAACAAAAGAAUCAGUCCUUGAUAAAUUAUGGGAGAUCAAUGUGAAAGCCUCUGUACUUCUUCUACAAGAGGCAGCUCCUCACUUGAAGAAGGGUUCAUCCGUUGUUCUCAUUUCUUCCAUAGCUGCUUACCAUCCACCUGCAGCCUUGGCUAUGUAUGGGGUGACCAAAACAGCCCUGCUUGGGCUUACCAAGGCACUUGCAGCCGAGAUGGCCCCAAAUACACGUGUAAAUUGUGUUGCACCUGGUUUUGUUCCAACACAUUUUGCCUCAUUCCUCACAACAGAUGAAAGCAUGAAGAAGGGUCUUGAGGAGAAAACACUGCUCAAUAGGCUUGGAACCACGCAAGACAUGGCUGCAGCAGCUGCGUAUUUGGCUUCUGAUGAUGCUUCUUACGUUACUGGAGAAAUUUUGGUAGUUGCUGGAGGAAUGCCUUCGAGACUGUAAUUUCUUCGAAUCUGAAGCUAUGAACCUUUCCGUGACAACAUAUACAUAAAAACCUUACUUGUGUACUCGAUGUCUAUCACAGCUCCAAAUAAAACAUUUGCCUAUAAGUUAGAAGAAGGCACCAAGAUUCCGUCCAACAACCCUUGUGACAUUUAGGGCAUGUUGGUCAUGCAGUGUUAGACCAGAACAAACAAUAUGCUGAACAAGACUUCGAUUUCCAUUUCACUUUGUAAUACGUUGCAGUGUUGGUCUAUCAACCUUGACAAGCAUGAAAUCUUCAUGGUAUUAUGUCAUGGAUCAGCUGUUAAUUAUUGUGGUUUAUCAUAUUCUUUCCAAUAAUUUUCAGUACUAUAUCUUUCACCAAGAACUGAGUUUCCUGUAUUCUAUGAAUUCAUGGGAUUCUAGAGUUUGAAAUAAACACCAUUAUAUAGCAGUGUCA